This is a messenger RNA of Panicum virgatum (switchgrass), 1113 nucleotides long. RefSeq names its product alpha carbonic anhydrase 7-like. The record is from RefSeq and is a predicted model, not a curated record. Gene Ontology annotation, molecular function: zinc ion binding; carbonate dehydratase activity. Lineage: Eukaryota; Viridiplantae; Streptophyta; Magnoliopsida; Poales; Poaceae. The transcript has 6 exons. The coding region runs from base 1 to 966 and encodes 321 amino acids.
AUGGAUGUUCUAGCUCGCCGCCACCUCCGCCAUGCCGUCGGGGAGCUCCUCGCCGCCGCGUUCCUGCUCUCCGGCGCCGCCAGGGCGCAGGAAGAAACAGAGGACGAGCUCGAGUUCAGCUACGUCCCGGGCGCGGCGAACGGCCCGGAUCGCUGGGGCGAGAUCAUCGUAAACUCUGUGAUCGACAUGCUUUAUUUGAGAGAUUCUACAUGUCAUGCCUUAAUGAUCAAGCCGGCGUGGGCCAACUGCAGCCGCGGCCGAAUGCAGUCCCCCAUCGACCUCUCCAAACGCAGGCCGGAGCGAUCCCUCGGCUUCCUCAACUACGCCUACCACCCCGCCCAGGCCACCAUCGUCAACCGCGGCCACGACAUCCAACACUCUGUUCUGCCGCCGCAGGUGAAGUUCAGUGGCGACGCCGGGAGGCUGGUGAUCAACGGCACGGUGUACCACCUGCGGCAGCUGCACUGGCACACGCCCAGCGAGCACACCGUCGGCGGCCGGCGCUACGACAUGGAGCUGCACCUGGUGCACGAGUCCGCGGCGAACAAGGCCGCCGUGAUCGCCGUCCUCUACAAGUUCGGCGACCCCGACCCGUUCCUGAAGAUGCUGGAGCCCGCCAUCAAGAGCAUCAAGGACACCCGGGACAAGGAGGAGCCCGUCGGGGUGGUCGACCCCAGCGGCGCGCGGGCCCCCGGCAGCGUGUACUACCGCUACACGGGCUCCCUGACGCCGCCGCCCUGCUCCGAGGGGGUAGUCUGGACUGUCUUCCCGAAGCCUCGCCACGUGGCCAGGUACCAGGUGGAGCUUCUCAGGGAUGCGGUGGAUGACGUAAGAGCCGAUCUCGUUAGCCUCGUCGUUCCUUCCUCUAAUUUUCACACGCAUUUACUUGUGCCUUGCGAUGAUGCGCGUGUGCGGAUCUCCCAAGGGUUCGUCAAUUUUUUUAUUUUUAGGUUCAAAACCAUUUAGUACCGGACAUUUUGACCGGUACUAAAUGAUGUCCCAUUUAGUACCGGACAACCGGUACCGGUCGAGAUCCCGGUACUAAACAGGAGUUCUCGACCAGUACUAAUAGACAUUUUUCUAGCAGUGAAUUUAUGUCAUAAUACGCGCUCC